This is a messenger RNA of Mya arenaria, 6900 nucleotides long. RefSeq names its product glycosylphosphatidylinositol anchor attachment 1 protein-like. Bases 89 to 2149 code for a protein of 686 amino acids. Lineage: Eukaryota; Metazoa; Mollusca; Bivalvia; Myida; Myidae. The record is from RefSeq and is a predicted model, not a curated record. Gene Ontology annotation, cellular component: GPI-anchor transamidase complex; membrane. The transcript is spliced from 13 exons. Gene Ontology annotation, biological process: attachment of GPI anchor to protein.
GCCGGGUAGGGGAGCUAACUGUUAAUACAACGUAAACAAAACGCAUUUUAUUCAGAGAAUAGAUAGAGUGAAAUAAAGAACUGACACCAUGGGAAUUCUCUCGAACCCGAAGUCUCGGCAGAAGUUGGUGGAUAUUGUGUCAAAAUACAACAACCCACUUUGCCUGCUUUGUUACUUUGGCGGCCUUGUGUGGUUUAUGGCUCUUGCAUACUCACCAUUUAAUGCAAAGACUUACUUUUCGGAGAAUGCACUUUUACCUGGGGUUGUUGAGAAUGGAUUUUACUUUGACUUUGACUACAACAGUUACAUUUCUGAAUUGAAAGAAGAGUUAAAAAAGGAUAAAAAAUUUAUUCCAAGAGAUUGGCUGUACAAUAAGUUCAGAGAGGCCGGAUUGGAGACGUACACACAUAACUACACUGUAAAAUACCCGCUCCACAUAGUCAGAGGACAGUUGGUACCUGGCCAGAAUGUGUAUGGCAUACUCCGCGCCCGCAGAGCCCCACGUGUGGAAGCUGUGGUUAUGUCCGUCCCACUGCGGGGGAAGUCCUCCGAGCUCCAGCAGACAUACGGUAGCCUCGUUCUGAUGCUUGGACUGGCUAAAUACUUUAUUCGUCAGCCAUAUUGGAGUAAAGACAUAAUAUUCCUGGCCACGGAUCAUGAGCAGAUCGGGAUGCAGGCAUGGCUGGAUGGCUAUCAUGAUGUACACACUGAAUAUAUUCUGCCAGGGGAUUUGCCCGCCCGUAGUGGUCAGAUCCAGGCUGCCAUCAACCUUGAAAUCCCUGAUGGGAACAUCCGUUACAUGAACGUUAAGAUGGAGGGCCUGAACGGGCAGCUGCCGAACCUUGACCUCAUCAACCUGGUGGUCAGACUGUGUCACCGACAGGGCGUAACGGUCAUGAUACAUGACACGCCUGAUGUAGCGGACACCGAGGCGGAGACACCAGCCGGUUUCUUGCAGUCAAUGACCACCAUGGGGCGCAUGAUGUGGGCCCAGUCCACAGGGAUCCCAUCAGGCAAUCACGGGCUCUUUCACCGAUACCAUAUAGAGGCUGUCACUCUUGAGGCAAUCCGGAAGAAGAAAACUGGCCGGGUGUCGCUGGACUCCGCAGGAAGGGUUAUAGAAGGAAUAUUCCGGAGCCUGAACAACCUGCUGGAGAGGUUCCACCAGUCGUUCUUCUUCUACCUGUUACCCGGCACCCAGCGAUACGUCUCCAUUGGCCUCUACAUGAUACCCUUCGCCAUCAUGUGCUCCGCCGCUCUCAUCAAAAUAUCCUUGAUACUUGGGUUGACUUUAAUAGUUUUGACCAUAGCUUUAUGGGUGAACAUUAGUGCAGAUGAAGCUAAGAAGGAAGGAGGGGAGCCGAAAGAAUCUCCAGUUCCGAAGGAAACGGACGAUACAGAGAAAGAGGAAAUUAAAGAAAUAUCAGAUGAAAUUAAAGAAAAGAAAAAGCUGAAUAAAGAGACCUUAAAUGAAUUAGUUGAGGAAGAACCUGACAUUGAUUUUGAAAGUGAAGAGAAAGUUACUGGAGUUUUAUCCAUCCUGCCUCUGGUGUUGAGCAGCACGAUAAUGGCCGUCCUCAGUUACACGGGGCCGGAUGUUCUCGCAAGUAUGGCUGUGCCGUUUAAGAUGAACAUCGAGGAUGGCAUCUUCUACGGCUUCUUGGCCCUGUUUACGGCAUCACUGUUCUUUCCGAGAAUGGUGGCAAGGAGGACGUCAGAUGACAAGCAACUUCGUUUUGACUGGCAGUUACUGAAGGCGGUCACGCUGAUAUUCCAGUCUCUCGUAUUGUUCGGCCUCGCUCUGAUGAACAUCUCGCUGGCAUAUUUCCUGGCCGUAGUGUUUGUGCCAGUCUCUAUUAUUGUACAUCCAUCGAAAUCCAGGUUUUCUCGCUGGGGCCAGAAGUUAAUGCUACUACUGGUCUCGCCACUGAGCCUCUCGUUCAUCGCGGCUCUUGUCUCUAGUCUUGACACAAAACACACGGGCAUAUUGGACCUCCUCAUCACCUCAUGGGGCACACUCAGUCACGGUCUGCUGCUUACCCUCGUUGACAAGUAUUUCUUCGGCAGCUGGAUGUUUUCCCUCUUUAGUUUCGCCAUCUUUCCAAACUGGCUUACCCUCUGGGGAAUCUCAUACUGUGAUGCUGUUUGAUUUUGCAUGUAGUUCAUGUGCUUGUAUGACUAUAUACGCAGAUUUUGUUUUUUGUGGAAUCUUUUAACAUAUUGUCUAUUGCUGAAGUAUUUGAGUAUUUCCAUUACAAGUUACUCUUGAGUGAACAAAUUAGAUGAUGAGCUUGUCAGCUGACAUCAAAGUAAUAUUUAAAAUGACAACACUAUACACAUAAGGUAUAAUCUAAAGUAAUUUUUAGCUGGUCUGGUUUUGAAAGAAACAUUUGAGAUAUUGACCAGGCCUUAGUUUCUGUCAUUGGUAAGCAAAAUGUAUAUGUAAGUACAGUAGACCCCGGUUGGCUAGAACUCUUGUGGCUUAAAAUUCCUCAUUGGCUCAAACUGGAUGUAAAGCACUGAUUUCUUUAUACUGAAGAUAAGCAUUCCGACUUGGCUUGAGUUUUUCUAGGCUCAAGGUAUUUUUGCCAAUCACUGGGAGUUUGAGCGAACAAGGUUUGACGGUAUAGGACUUUAGAAGCAUAUACCAUAAAACUUUGUAUACAUGUUGUUUUUUUAUCAACAGAAGUGCGAGAGUGCGAGAAUGUUCUCAUGGUCUCUCUUAAAGACACAGUACUGGUUUAUACCUAGGAAACAGUCCCGAGAGUGAUGAAUAUCGGGUUUCAGCUAUCUUCACAAUUGAGCUAAAACAAAUUGGUAUACAAACCAGCUUUGACAACAUGCACAUGAUGUGUAGCAAGUCCUUAUCACUCUGGUUAAAACAUUUAUAAGUUUAUGCCCAUUGGCUGACUGAGAAAAAUAUAAGAAUGUUCACACCCACUUGCUCUUUUUGAGUUACAGGGAAGCCCUUUGAACAAAUUGACAAAAAAAAGGACAAGUAUUGAUGUCUCUUUGUGAUUCUCUUACACAUUAUAUGUAUAUUCUUGUGAAUGCUUUGUGAAAUCUUGUUAUUGUCUGGAUUUAUUUAUGUUAAGAGAGUGUUGAUGUUGUUACAGUAAAGAGGUUGCGAAACACCAAGUGUAUUUGUAUGUGUAGCUUGAUGUACAUGUAACAGUUAACAUUGGAGGUUCUAAGUUGUUUGCAAAUGUUGUCUUUGAAACUGCACUUUCACAGAUUGACUGUUUUGACAACUUUUUUUUUUAUUUUUUGUAUUGGAAUGAGCUGAUUUUGUGAUAUUAGAAUGCUGACUAAAGAUUUAAAAAGUUUAAAAAGUUUUGAUCACACUUUUCAUAUUUAUGGUUGAAAAUUGAUAUAUUAUGGCUAAAAGCAUUACGAUCGUUUAAGAAAAAUGAAAUUUUGGGCAGUUAUUCAAACAGUUGAGAUAUGUUCUACAGUGAAUUAUCUAAUAUGACUGAAUUGCAGACGCUUGUGCCAUAAAAAGCGGAUUCUAAGACAAAAGAUUAAAGAUUAAAAACUGUUAAUUUGUGAGAGUGCAGCUUUAAGCUUGUACCUGUUGGCUGUCUGAUUUUCCACAUAGAUCUCUCUCCAUACUAUUGUACAUGUCAUUCAUGUGAAACUGGUACAGAGUCCAAGUAUUCUAGCACACUAGAUGGGCAUUUCCGCUUUGCUGGGAAUUUUUCUGGCCCCCUAUACUUGACGAGUCACAUGCUGUGACACAAUUCUUUUUAUUUCUUUUAUUAUGCACUUUGUGUAAGCAUUGUUAUGAUAUUUCAAUAGAUGAUAUAAAUAGAAGUUAAUUUUACAAAUAAUCCUGAGUGUCAUGACGUCAGUAAACAUCAUCGCAUAUGCUUUUUGGUGAUAUAUACAAAAAUGCAUCAAUUUUCUUCACAAAAUAGUAAUUUCAUGGAUGCUAGAAAAAAUAUUGAUCAUGUGUUUCCGGUCAGAAUAGAUAAAUCCUACCCUUUGGCACGCUGUGUAGCCAGUAACUUGGCAAGCCUUGUUACCCAGCAAUGCAGGUGCCCUGUGGUCACAUUUUUCUUUCCGAACCAGACAUUAUUAGUCUUUUAUAACCUCUGUAUUAUUUUAAUACAUACUUACUGGUAUAUGUUUUUAUCAGAAAGUAGUUUCAUAUUAAAGUAGUAUUUAAGUUAAGACGUCAAUCAUUUGUAUGCAAAGAUUUGUUAUUGUAUUUUAGAUAUUAACAUCAAAAUUGUUUCUACAUUUAAUUUAUAUGGAUUAACCAUUUUUAACCAUGAUUUUUGAAUAACACCAUAAUGAUAUUAAAAGGGAUGUAAAAUAACAAAAUUUGACUAUUUUUAUAUACCCAUUAUUUAUUUGUUUUUCAAAUAACUUAAUGCCUGUAUAAAAAAAAGCUCUUGGUGAAAACUUUAAAAAAAAUAUUCAAACUUUAAAAUUUUGUAACUUUAAAAUGGAACUAUAACAGUAGCAAUUUUUGGUAUAAAUAAGGGAUGAAUUACCUUAACUGCCAGAAUAGUCCUGGCAGCGACAAUGUUACCACCUACAUGUAUACUUAUUAGUAAACAUUAGAAACAGCAUUAUAUUUUUUUUAGAAAACUAAUGUUUAACUGUAUGUUUGUUUUAAAAGAUAAACCUUUUCAGAACUGAUGUUAUAUUUGAGAUCAAUAUGUACUUGUCACCAAAAUAAAUCAUUAGAAAUAUAUGUAAUAGUUCAACAUAAUGUGCCGAUUGUUCAGAACUUUAUUAUUAACGUCAUGAUUGUUAACUUUAAACCGUAUAUAUGUUGCACGAGAGUGUGGUCUUGUGUUGUGGGGGAAACCGGAGUGCCUAGAGAAAACCCACUUGUCGAGCUUGGUGACCACAAACCAAACUCACAUGCACCCAGGCCAGGAAUCAAACCCAGGUCGCCUUCGUGAGAAGCGAGUGCACUGACCGUACAACCCGGUUAACUUUUAACCUUGAGCUAUUUGAGGUUGUGCUCAUAUCUUGUAAUAAAUCAAGUGCAAUUGAAACAGUGGUCCCAAAUCUUGUUAGAAAUACAGUAGAUUAUAACUGUAUUUUUUUGAAUUCCAGGGCAAUAACGAUUUGAAUGUUAACAAUAAUGACAUUUACAAUGUUGUUAACUUUUACAAGAUUCUGAACAAUCGGCAAUGUUACAGUUUGAUGUUAGAUAUAUAAUAUAUGUAUUUAAUGAAAUAUGUUUAAACAUAUAAAAACAUUCCCUGUUAAAAUGAUCAAAAUGGUUUGAUAGUAGUUAUUAAAAAUAGCAGUAUUGCUUAGCUUACUGUAUUAUGAGUUUUGUAGCUACAUGUGUAAGGAUAUGAUUCCUCAGGCGUGAUUCCUUUAUUGAAUGAGAUAUUUAUUGAAUGUUGUAGAUCAUUAUAUUGAAUUUAGGUGUUGCAUUGGGUCGAUUGUUUGGAACUUUGUUGAAGUUAACAACAUUGUUAACGUCAUCAUUGUUAACAUUUGAAUGUUUACUACUCUAGAAGUUCCAUAGACAAUUUAUGGUCUGCAGUAUUUCUUAUAAAAUUUCAGAGAACUGUUUGAGCUGUUUUUGUUUUAUUUAGAUAUAUCCUUACAUCAAAGAAUUAUUACAUCUUUAAAAGGUAAAAAUAAUUUUAUAAACAACAUUGUAAACUUAAACAAAGUUGUGAACAAUCAGCCCAUUGUUACUGAAAUAUUUCAGUAGCAUGCCUUUUUGCAUGAAUUUUGUCACUGGAAACUUAUUUUCAUUUAUGUCAACAAGAAAGCUAGAUUUUGGUCAGAAUUCUAGCAGUAUUUUAAUAUGAUACCAGUAAUUUACUUAUAUAUGGUCAUCAACAAGCUAGAUUUGUUUAAACAAUUUUAAGGUUGACUAAUAGUUUGAAGAAAACAUGUUUAGUUAUUGGCAUAAAGCCAUGGUAAUAGCCUGGCCAUCGGCUUUGUUACAUAAAAAACUUUAACCUUGGCCAAAAAUAAAAAAGAUUCAAUAUAUUUAAAUGAAACUUGGUACACCUGUUGCAGCAGACAAUACACACGUCUAGCAAGGUUCAAAACUCUGGCUCAAAUAACUGAAGAGUUAUGCCCCUUUUUAGACUUUUAAAAAGCAGACGAGCGUUCACGUUCCCUCCAUGGUUCUCUUGUUAAUUAUGUACACCAAUGUCACUUGAUGCAUUUACAUCAACGAAUGUCAGGAAUAUUGCUCACAUAAUGUAGUAUAUUCUGAACUAUUGAUAUACACAAAGGAGUCAUGUGUCGUUUUUUGUACAUUUCAUAUUUCUAUUCCUAUUCUUUUGAUACUGUCAUUUACUUUUGUAAACUAUAGUUGUUCACUGUGUAAUAAAAAAGAAGCACACAAAUCGUGUAAUUAUUAACUAGAAAUAUCUGCAGCCAACUGUAUACAACUGGAUAAGUAAUACCACUAGAGGGUCCGGGGGCGCUCGUCCCCCCCACCCCCCAUGAAAUCGUCCAAGUUCACUUUUUAUGUAUAUAUCAGAUAUUUUUUAUAAAACAUGCUCAAAAAGCACCAUUUCGGACUUAAAUUGUUGGGGAGUACAUCCAAAAUCCCUGCCGACACUUCAAUCCAUACAUGUUUUAUUCAGAGGGAGGGACGCAUGUCAAAAGGUCGCACCCUAAGUUUCGCCCACUAGAACAACAAAUCUGGAACCGCCCCUGAAUACACUGGUUAUGCGUUUGCUAGUUUAAACAGCGAUUUCAUUGGACAACAGUAUUUUUUAAAUAAUUAUUGACCCAUUAAUGAACAUUUUGGAUAACUUUGAACACACCAAAGGAUUAAUCAGGUUUAUUCAAUUUUCAGCAGACUUUAAUUAACGACUGAUAUUCGAUAAUACAUUGCUUUUCAUUCCCUUCUGUUAUCAUUUAUCGUAUUAAUGAAGGGCUGCAAUACUUAUUUUGCUUUUU